CGAGAGAUAUUGAUUUAACCCCGUUACUCUCACACCCGUGACAUACAUGGACCCGCCUAACGUCCAAUUUGUGCAAGUCCGUGACAGUCACGGACACAGCCGAUACGUUAUACGCUUAAUAGUUUAUUUGCUCUAAGUUGGAGCCUCUAAUGAUAUAUUAAGAAAUGUACAUUGCCUCCUUAACACUAUCCUUUGCAUUAGAAAAUUACUAAACAAUAAUAUUCAUAACCUCUGCCAACACCUCUUAUUCGUUACUUCAGUCCGAGUGACUGGAUCUAUCUAAACUAUCGAUGGUAACUAUCGAUAGCUUGUACACAAGAACGCAACACUAUUGUACAACAUGCAACAGUCAUAAUACUGUUCAGAAUUUUAGAACAUUUUGUCCCUUGCACCGUCAACUGUUCGCUACGAACAUAUGCACAUGAGUGUGAGCGUUUGGAGGUUAGAAUAAGCGAACGAAUACUCGUUCUUUUCCCGCUUGAACGAAAUUUUAAAUUAAACGAGUUCGAAUGCUUUAUAAAUACUCGGUACGCGCUCGAUGAAAAGGAGCAAAUGUUUUACGAAGCACUUUUUGGCUUCAUCUUCAUGCCUUUGCUCUUUCGAUGACACAUACGCAUGCCUGAUAAAGUGACAAAUCUGGUAACACUGUUCAUGGGGCGUGUGUAGUGCAAAACAGGAGGAAGUCCAUAGAAAUCUAUAAAGAGUGUUGACAACAAUCAGUAAAUGCUUCUUUGUUGUUACUGUUCAGUAUCGUUUACGAUUACGAUUAAAUAAGGUAGAACAAGACGACAAUCUUCUCAAAAUGUUGGCAAUGUUAACUGCUGAUUGGUUUCCUUUGGGCCGAGACAUAUACUUUCGGAAGUUUGAAUUGUACCCGUUAUCGUUCCAAGAAGAAGUUUCGGACAACAAUCUACUAGCAGCAGCUCCUUAUGGAGGUUCCAUCGCAAUUACCAGAAAUCCUAAGAAAUUCGUUAAAGUUCAGGGGGCAAAUAAAACUAUGAUAUACUUGUAUACUUCUGCUGGGAAUCUAAUGGCCAAGUUUCAAUGGAAUGCUGGUCAGCUGGUGAGUAUCGGAUGGUCACAGCAGGAAGAGCUAUUAUGUAUACAAGACAAUGGCAUGGUUCAUAUAUAUGAUAUGUUUGGAACGUACCAACACGCAUUUACUAUGGGGAACGAAGUAAAGGAUACCAAAGUUGUAGAAGCAAAGUUUUUUACAAGCUAUAGUGGAACAGGUAUUGCUGUUUUAACAUCCACUCAACAAAUAUUUCUAGUGAAUAAUAUAGUCGAACCAAAAGUUAGGCAAAUGUCGGCAGUUCCAAGAUAUAGAGGGCCAAUAGACUGCUGGUGUUUAGCAUUCAGCAACAGAGAAACGCGGGUAAUUUUAUCGAAUUGGGACGGAAUAUUUAUACUACAUCAAACACAUCAAAAUCAUACGCGUAUACCAUUUGAGACAGUCUUUACGAAACAGCAGAAAGUAAACCGCGUGAUAGCUAUGGCUGUUAUCGGAAAUCAUCAUAUUGCUCUUUACGCGGAUACUGGCCAACUGUACUUAGGUUCUAUAGAUUUCCAGGAGACAUAUUGUAGAUAUUACGCGAACACGAAAGAAACGUUAUCGGACAUAGCAUGGUGUGGAACAGAAGCGGUAGUUUGCAGCUGGGAUAGUACUAUCAUGGUUGUCGGACGAACAGCCGAAACAAUAGUGUACAAUUACGACGGUCCAGUGCAUCUUGUUACAGAGAUCGACGGUGUACGCGUUUUAUCCAGUUCUUCUCACGAAAUGAUACAAAAAGUACCAAACGUCGUUCAGAAAAUAUUUCGAAUUAAUUCGAUAGAUCCUGCGUCUUAUCUUUUGGAAGCUUCCAAACAGUUUGAAAAGAAGAGUCACAAGGCCGGCAGUUACAUAGAUUUGGUGAAACCUCACAUAGAUGCGGCGGUAAUAGCUUGCAUCGAUGCAGCUGCUCAUGAAUUCGAUUUCACGACGCAAAAGCUUUUAAUGAGAGCAGCCAAAUUUGGGAAGGGAUUUAGCAAGACGGUCGAUCCUGAAUAUUAUGUCAAUAUGUGUCGAACAUUGAGAGUUUUUAAUGCCGUGAGACAUCCCGCAAUUGGAAUUCCAUUAACAUAUAUGCAAUAUACCGUUUUAACGAAUCAAGUGUUGUUGGACAGAUUGGUUGUGAGAAGACACUACUACUUGGCUAUACAAAUAGUACGAUAUCUUCAAUUGCCCGAAAUCGAUGGCGAAAGCAGAAUAUUAGCUCACUGGGCUUGCUAUAAAAUAAAACAAACACAAUUGGACAAAGAACAAUUAGCAGAAGAAAUAGCCGUUAAAUUAGGAUACGCGCCUGGAGUUUCUUACAACGAGAUAGCGAAAAAAGCAGCUGACUAUGGUAGAAAACAACUGGCUAUUAAAUUGAUAGACUAUGAACCACGUGCACACCAACAGGUGCCGCUUUUAUUGAGCUUAGGCGAAGAAAAAACUGCUCUUCGCAAAGCCGUUGAAAGCGGCAAUACCGAUUUAGUGUAUAUGGUAAUACCUCAUCUCAGGCAGAAGAUGACGAUCAGUGACUUUCAGCUGUACAUAAAGCAUUGUCCUUUAGCAAAGGCGUUAUAUAUAAAAUACUGUCAGAGUCGUGAUCGGGAAACUCUUCGAGAUAUUUAUAAUCAGUACGAUAAUUUUCAUGCUCAAGCGGUAUUGUUCAUUACUGAGAGCUAUCGGCGAAAGAAUACAAUGUCGAGAGAGGCGUUAUUGCAAUAUGCGCAGGAAAAUUUUAAGAGUGCUCGCAAUGACACGAAUGCGGCUUUGACGGAAGAACAAAUAAAAUUAUUGCGUUACCAAAAGACUUUGGAAGACACGUUGCACAAAUCGAUCGUUGGUAAACCGUUGCAUGAUACUGUAAAAAUGUUAUUGUUGCACAAUGAAUUGAAAUUAGCAGAGAAACUGAGAUCCGAAUAUCGAAUACCAGAUCGAAGAUAUUGGUGGUUACGAAUACAGUGUUUGUCGGCACAGGAUAUGUGGGAGGAAUUAGAAAAGUUUUCCAAGAGUAAGAAAUCUCCUAUUGGCUACGAGCCGUUCAUAGAUCAGUGUUUAAUGUAUAACAAAGAAACAGAAGCAAAGAAAUAUUUGCCGAAAGUAAAGAAGGAACUGAAAGUGAAGUAUUUAAUUAAAUUGAAAAUGUUAAGCGAAGCAGUUGACGCUGCAGCGGAACAAGAAGAUGUUUCCGCGUUAACUUUUGUGUUAGCACAAUGCGAACCAUCGAACAGACAACUGAUCGACAAAAUUAACACGUUGAUAACGAUGUUCAAAAAGUAACGCUUUAAA
Molecule: messenger RNA, 3316 nt
Organism: Colletes gigas
Lineage: Eukaryota; Metazoa; Arthropoda; Insecta; Hymenoptera; Colletidae
Gene: Vps16A
Product: vacuolar protein sorting-associated protein 16 homolog
Exons: 16
Coding region: 803-3307 (834 amino acids)
Biological process (GO): endosomal transport; vacuole fusion, non-autophagic; intracellular protein transport
Cellular component (GO): cytoplasm; HOPS complex; endosome
Molecular function (GO): actin binding
Source: RefSeq, a predicted model, not a curated record